AUGAAGUUCGGGGAGCAGUUUGACAGGGAAUCUGUCCCCCAAUGGCGAAUCCAUAACAUUGACUACAGUUCGCUAAAACAUUACAUCAAGGCGCACACCACCAGGUCCCAGGGCACCGCGAUUGCCAUUCCAGGCCACCAAGGCGCCGCACUCUCAAAGUUUGAAGACGACCUCUACAACGAGCUUUGCCGACAACAUGAUCGUGUCGACCUGUUUGUAUCAAGCAAGGCGGAUGAGAUAGCGCGCCGUCUUCAACACUUAUCCAAUCAAAUACACGCCCUGAUUGUUCGAUGCGCCGCCUCUACGAGAGCACGCACUUCGUCCAAAAGACAACGCCGAUUCGCAAAAUACGAAGAAGAACUACUAGAAUGCGGUGACGAGAUCCACGCCCUCCAGCGCUUUGUUAGCGCGCAAAACGUUGCCUUUCGCAAGAUUCUAAAGAAGUACCGGAAAUGGACGGGCUCGGCCACCCUCGGCUCGCGGUUCAGGGAAACCAUCCUGGCGAACCCCAAGAGCUUCACCAAGCGCGACUUCUCUCCGCUUCAAUCACAAUACGACAACCUACUACAGACGAUACGCGCUGCAUCGCCUAGAGAUUCGAGUCGCAGUGGCAGUUCCUCUCCGCCCACCCAGCCCGCCACGCCAACCCGCCCGGCCCGCGCUGGGGAACAACGACGCGUGACCAUUGUUCCCGAGGAUGGUGCCCCGACAGGCUACUGGAAUGAAUAUGACCACGGCAGUGAAGCCGGCGACGACCGUUGCGAUGAAUAUGCCAUCUAUGUCAAUCCGGAUCAAGAGAUGAGUUUCCCCGGUGUAAGCAGCAUAAUAAACUGGAUCUCGUCGCCGAUGAAGAAAAUGAUGGGGCGUAGUCAAGAGCCGACACCGGACACACGCACAAACGAAAGUACAGAACAGCAGCCUCUACUAGGAUCCUCGCGAAACCAGUCGACCGACCGCUACGGUGCUACUCUCGCGCCGCCAAGUUAUUUCACAUACCCUCCCGGCGUUGCCUACCCCGACACCGACAUCGACGAGGACAACGUCAGCGAUCGCUUCACAAACUCGCCUCCACACAGCUUCCGCCGCGGUCGUGGGCGCGCCGAGAGACGAGGCUCUUACGGCUAUGCAUCCUCUGAAGAGUUUCCCGAGUCUGGUUACCGAAGCCUAGAACAACAGCGGAUUGCACAUCAUCGUGAUGAAAUGUUGUUCUGGGGCACUUGGGGUUGCUACCUGGUCGCGUUUGUGCUGAUGGGUAUUGCGACAAUGUUGAUCAUGACAGGCCGGCAUAAGAUGAGAUUGGAGGUAGAUGCUGGUGUGACAGUUGGCAUCGUUACCUCGCUGGGUACGGCAGUCGCUGCGUUGUGCUUGUGGAAUUCGAGGCACGAGUCUCAGACACCUUCGAUGGUAGGAGAGAUUGCGGUGUGGGUGACAUUUAUAGUGGCGUGCGUCGGCAACGCGAUAUUGUUGGUCUUGAUGGUGGGAAAGGCGCCCUGA
This is a messenger RNA of Neurospora tetraspora, 1494 nucleotides long. RefSeq names its product SPX domain-containing protein. The transcript has 3 exons. Lineage: Eukaryota; Fungi; Ascomycota; Sordariomycetes; Sordariales; Sordariaceae. The record is from RefSeq and is a predicted model, not a curated record. The coding region runs from base 1 to 1494 and encodes 497 amino acids.